Molecule: messenger RNA, 1069 nt
Organism: Polistes dominula (European paper wasp)
Lineage: Eukaryota; Metazoa; Arthropoda; Insecta; Hymenoptera; Vespidae
Source: RefSeq, a predicted model, not a curated record
UCGAAACGAUUGAUCUAAGAUUCAAUGUGGGCGUCGUCUUUUUUGUUUAUUAUCCUAAGCAUGCUUGUCUGGUUUAUAUUGUGCUGGUGUAAAUGCGCAAGCCGGUUUACUCUUGAAAACGUCUUUUGCCCGCCCAUUUUGUCCGUGAUCACUUUGCUUUUGCGCCUGUUAAAUAAUCGAAGAAAAAUUCUUGUAACGCAGAGUUUACCAAUCGAAACGGAUCGAUCAAUCAUCUUGAACUCUCGUGGUGAAUUUAUUAAAAAUGCGUUGUUCGUUUUCACAAAAGCUUCAACCUCUCAGUUUUAUUUUACGAUGAGCUUUUCGAUUCGCCAACAGUGAUCGAUGAUAAAACAAAAAUAAAAAAAUAUGUGAACUUCUCGAAUAAAAAAUCGAACGAGUUGAUCUUUCAAUCUUCGUUGCUUUCGCGUGGGUACAAUCGAAUUUAAUCAGAUCCCAAUUCUAACUUCAAUUUUUACGAAAGUCUCAGUCCUUCAGGAAAGAAGAUAAGUGAUCUGAAAAUUUAAGAACUUGUCUUUAAUUUAAAUUAUAGCAUCUUAUUUUCAUUAAAAUUGGAAAAGGCCUAUGUAUCCGGCAGGAAUAUGCCAAUCACAUCGGAAGUUUCUUCGAGGGAUAAUCUUGAUUCUAUCACUACCAUGGAAGAUCAAAGUCGUACGGGAAGAUACGUAGCAGGUGGAGCAGCAUUGGCAGGGACGUUACUUGCAUUAUACCAUGUACUUUUACGUGGUACAUCCUCCAUAGCAGGGAUAUGUAUACCUGUGAUCAUAAUGGCAUCUUAUAUUAUCUGGGUACUUUAUUCCGCUCGCAGGGAUAGGCGCAAGGCAUUAAGAAUUGCGACUGCUAUGCAACUGACGGAAGUAAUAAAUGAGCCUGCCAGAUCCACCGAAACCGUUUGCAAAAACGUUACGAUCAACGUAGCUGAAUCUGAUGGCAAUUCUACGGAAAAAAUUAGUCACGAAAAUCCUUCUUUUUUAAAAGAGGAUUGUACUCCAUAAAUCUAAGAUUUUUUUAUUAAUUGUAUUUGUUUUCCACGAUUCUAUCACCACCGCAG